Molecule: messenger RNA, 3960 nt
Organism: Trichoderma breve
Lineage: Eukaryota; Fungi; Ascomycota; Sordariomycetes; Hypocreales; Hypocreaceae
Product: dynein associated protein domain-containing protein
Exons: 4
Coding region: 1-3960 (1319 amino acids)
Biological process (GO): establishment of mitotic spindle orientation; nuclear migration involved in conjugation with cellular fusion
Cellular component (GO): spindle; spindle pole body; microtubule associated complex
Source: RefSeq, a predicted model, not a curated record
AUGCCGGACUUCAAGCCUGGGCAAACCGUCUUGCUCAACGAUGGCCGCAAGGCUAUUGUGCGGUUUGCGGGCCCGACUCACUUCCAGGUGGGCGAAUGGAUCGGCGUCGAGCUCGAAGAGAAGACGGGGAAGAACGAUGGCAGCGUCCAGGGCGAGCGAUACUUUGACUGCCCCAUGGGCUACGGCAUGUUUGUCAAGCCCAUGAUGGCCACCAUCAUCGCGCAGCCCGCCGCUCCCAAGCCCGCCGCAGCCGCUCGCAAACCGGCCGCCAGACCGUCUGGGUUUCACCCUACCGUGGGCAGAGCUUCGAUUUCUGGCGGCGACGCCAAUCUCAACAAGAGGAGGCCUAGCAUCAACGCGCCAAGCCCCAGCCCGGUCCCUCACCACAAGCCGUCGCAAUCGUCGAGCAACCUGCGGUCGCCUUCUAAAUCUCCUACCAAACAGCUUAGCGGUUCGUCGAGUGCUAGCGUUUCUCGAACGGGAACACCCUCAACCGUCCGGGUGCCAUCUGCCGCGGGCAAACCUCGCACCGCCCUGCCAAGCUCGCGGACGUCCAUGGGACCUCCUCCGCCCCCUCAACCUGGCCAGCGAUCUGCCCCAACGAGGCCCAUCAGCGGACGUGGCGGUAUUACGGCCCCCAAGGGUGUGUCGCGUCCCGAAUCUGGACGCCGGACUUCUACCAGCUCUCAGGGGGGACGGGACUCGAGUUCGGCCACCAGAUCCGAUGAGCUUCUUAGCUCACCCAUUGAAGCCGAGGAGGAUGAGAUACUCUCACCGCAACCGACAAGCCCAUCCGCUGGGAGGGCCAAUGCGCUGGAGAGGAUUGCGGCCGAGUCUUCCGUACCUUCUAUAGCGGCUUCGUUAAAGAAGCCUGCGGCGGCUGGUUCAUCGCGGUCAUCCAUUGGUAGCACUGCUGCGAGCAGGGAAAUCGAAGAUCUCAAGGCGAAGCUCAAGGUUCUGGAACGGAAACGGGUUGAAGACCGGGACAAGCUGAAGCAGCUGGACACAAUUCAAGGAGAAAGAGACAAAUUUGAAGGCAUCAUUCAAAAGCUACAGCAGAAAUAUCAACCUAUCCAACAAGAAAACACAGACCUAAGAAAGGCCAUCAAGGAGGCCGAAGCGAGAUUUGAAUCGGUCGAGGCUCUUCAAGCGGAGCAUGACACUGCCCUGGAACUGGCCACCCUGGAUCGAGAAAUGGCCGAAGAGACGUCUGAGGUUCUGAAGAUGGAGGUGGAUGCGUUGAAAGAAAAGGCUGAGGAGCUGCAAUUGGAACUCGACAUUUUGAAAGAAGAAAACGCCGAGUAUAGCAAGGGUAUGACCCCGGAAGAGCGUGCUAGCACGGGUUGGCUGCAAAUGGAGCGCACCAAUGAACGAUUACGAGAGGCGCUGCUACGACUGCGAGAUCUCACGCAAGAGCAGGAGCAGGAGCUCCGAGACCAGAUUGCGAGCAUGGAGGAGGAACUUAAGGAAUUCAAUACCCUGAAAGAGGAACACACCACAGCCAAGGAGAAGCUGGCACAGUCAGAGUCGGCUGUAGAAGACUUGCGCCAGCAGCUAGACACCGCACUGGGUGCUGAAGACAUGAUUGAGGAUUUGACGGAAAGGAACAUGAGCAUGUCUGAGCAAAUCGAGGAGCUCAAGGCUGUCAUUGAAGACCUGGAGAACCUCAAGGAGAUCAACGACGAGCUCGAGAUUAACCAUGUCCAAAACGAAAAGGAGAUGCAGGAAGAGCUUGAUUUCAGAGACAGCGUCAUCGCUGAGCAAGCUAGACGAGCACAGCAACAAGAUGCUAACCUGGGUGAUAUGGAAUACACUCUAUCACGAUUCCGAGAACUCGUUACCAACUUGCAGAGCGACCUGGAUGACAUGCGCGCCUCCCAGGCCGUCACCGAGGGCGAGUCCGAGAAGCUCAACGACCGCUCAAGGGCCAUGAUGGAUCUGAACAUGAAGCUCCAGAUCUCUGCCUCCAAGGCCCAAGUCAAGACAAUUGACCUCGAGCUGCGACGGCUCGAGGCCCAAGAGGCCGAGCAACACUUGGAGAUUCUUAAGCUAUUCCUUCCCGAUAGCUACCGAGAUGACCAGGACUCGGUUCUUGCUCUCCUGCGAUUCCGCCGAUUGGCAUUCAAGGCAAACCUUGUCAACGGCUUUAUCCGGGAGCGGGUCAACGGACAGCCCGAGCCAGGCCAUGAGGAUGAUGUUCUUGCCGGCUGUGAGGCCAUCGACAAGCUUGUUUGGGUCGCCUCCAUGUGCGAUCGCUUUGUCAACGACAUUAGCCACUGCACUAUUGAGCAAUUCACCAAGUACCAAAACUCUCUGCUGGAGCUGGAGCCCGUUGAACGUGCGCUGAACAGCUGGAUUGAUGGCCUGCGACGAGACGAGCUGAAGGAGCAGAAAUGCGCCGACGAACUCCAGCGCACCAUUUCGCUCAUGUCUCACCUUGGCGAGGUACACAUUUCCAGUGGCAUCGCUGCCUUUGCUGAUGACAUUCACAUGAGAGCUCUUAUUGUUCAAAGCCACCUUGAUUCGGCAACUGUUGCCUUCAAUGUGAUCCGAAGCAUGGUGCAGCGGGCUAUCCCGGCCGCAGGUGAAGAAGACGAGCUGGCACAGCAUUUCGCCAAGAAGAUUGAUCUCGCCAUCACGCAGACCAGAAGCACUAAGGUCUUUGCCGGAAAAGCGGUUCGUGCUUUGGAAGAUCUCAAGGCACGAUCCCUCUCACUGGGCGAGGAUACUAAGGGCGCGUUUGAACAAUGCGAGACUUUGACCCAAGAGCUUGCACGCCUUACUCGUGAUAUUGGCCUCGGUAUCCAUAAGCUCCUCACCCAUGACGAGGGCCGAAACGAACCCUUUACUUACGGAGAAGUCAACGAUGUCGUCCGCCAGGCUGUCCUCGAGUCUACACAGACUAACGAGUCCGACCUCUUCUCCAGCUAUCUUAACAAGCUCAAGGUCGCUACCGAACAGAUUUCUGAUCUGGCUUCGCUCGCCGCCGAUUUGGACCAAACUCACGACUAUGAUGUUAGCCCGUCUCCUUGGCGUCUUCGUGCUCAAGAACUCAGAAUCCUCAAGACAGUUCCCGUGGACACUGAGGAGGAGCUCAGGAGACUCAAGGCUGAGCACAACGAGAUUGAGACGCUCGAGUCUCGAAUGCGUGAUGCCCAGGCCAAUAUCGAGCGCAUUGGCAGCUUGCAAUCCGAGCUUGAGGAGGUCAAUGGCCAUGUCACCAGCCUCAAAGAAGACAUUGAGAAGCAAGACCGAGAACUUAAGAAUCUGGAGUCGGAGCGGGACAAGUGGAAGAAGAUUGCUAGCGACAGCAGAGCAUAUGCUGACGGCGCCGAUGCUGCGGACAUGAAGGCCGGCCAGGAGCGGGCUGUUGCCACGGCACGCGAAAUGGAUGCGUUGAAGAAGGACAUUGAAAGCCUGCAAGCGGCAGUUCGUUAUCUGCGUGAUGACAAUCGUCGUGCGCGCAUGAAGGAGCAACAAGACUACGAGUGGCUUUCUGAGCCAUUGAAGAAGGAACCCAGCUCAGAGCAGCAGCGCAAGGCUUUGGUGGUUGCUGAGGGCAGGGAUGUGCUUGGAGAACUCCUCAAGAUGGCAACAUCAGCCACCGUCUUCGACCUCAGUGCCGCGCCCAAGCAGAAGCUGGCUUGGCGCCCUGCCAGAACGACACCACAAUAUCACGCCGCGAAGCAGACAGAAGAACUCGAGGCCUGGAGGACUUGGCAGGAGUCGGUGCUCAAAAAGACGGACAUGCUCUUCGCCCAGGAUCGCAGCAUCAGCAUCGGCAGAGAAAAGCAGCAGGCCGGCACGAAGCGAGACGCUGCGGCCCGGCUGAGAAUCAGACUGCCUCGCGAUGCCGCACAGGGCAAGUUGACGACGUACUCGGGAGACAGUGUGCAGAUUGUUGGGUCGCAGGAGUGGGAUGCUUUGCAGGCCGCCACGAGAAAGUUCGCUGCUGUAUAA